This is a messenger RNA of Triticum turgidum subsp. durum (durum wheat), 987 nucleotides long. NCBI's taxonomy places the organism in Eukaryota, Viridiplantae, Streptophyta, Magnoliopsida, Poales, Poaceae. The record is from the annotation of a GenBank genome assembly.
AUGCAGUUGUGGUUCUCUGCUCGUGAACAACUGCGGUUCAGAAUAAUGUCAGCCUGGACUCCUGGAGUGGGUAUAUGGACUACGCUCUCUCAGAGCAAUGGCAAAUAUAAGUAUGACUAUGCGACCAUUCCAUUUCUUGCAGAAUUCUUCAAGUUGUCAGUCUCAAGCUUCUUUCUUUGGAAAGAGUGCCAGUCUUCAUCACCACCAAGGAUGACAAAGGAGUGGAAAAGUGUGCGACUAUAUCUUGUUCCUUCAGUCAUAUACCUCAUCCACAACAAUGUUCAGUUUGCGACCUUGACCUAUGUUGAUCCAUCGACCUAUCAGAUAUUGGGGAACCUGAAAAUUGUUACAACUGGAAUUUUGUUUAGGCUUGUCUUGAAGAGGAAAUUAUCAAAUCUACAAUGGAUGGCAAUUAUUUUACUGGCUGUGGGAACUACUACAAGCCAGGUCAAGGGAUGUGGAGAUGCACCAUGUGAUUCGGUUUUCUCAGCACCAUUCCAGGGUUACAUGCUUGGGAUACUUUCUGCUUGUCUUUCUGCACUAGCUGGAGUCUACACUGAGUACUUGAUGAAGAAGAAUAGUGAUAGUCUGUACUGGCAAAAUGUACAAUUAUAUACGUUUGGAGUUAUCUUCAACAUGGGUUGGCUUGUCUAUGGUGACUUCAAGGCUGGGUUUGAGAUGGGUCCAUGGUGGCAGCGUCUUUUUAAUGGCUAUUCCAUCACAACAUGGAUAGUUGUGUUCAACUUAGGCUCUACCGGUCUGCUAGUCUCAUGGCUGAUGAAGUAUUCAGACAACAUAGUGAAGGUGUACUCAACUUCAAUGGCCAUGCUUUUAACAAUGGUUUUGUCUGUAUAUCUUUUCAAUGUGAGAGCUACAGUUCAGCUUUUCUUGGGCAUUGUCAUCUGCAUAAUUUCCCUGCAGAUGUAUUUUAUGCCUGUACACAUGCUAGUUGAAUUACCACAAACAUUGCCAGCUGCAUCGAAGUAG